AUGCUGGCUUUCGUGGGCUUGGUCGUGCCGGAGUUCGUGCGUAUCCCAGGUCCUGAUGCUUGCUAUGGAGCCAAGACUGUGGUGGAUGCCCACAAUGCAUGCGUUGGCAACCCUCCUUUUCCUUUCCUGAUCAACACUGGGGACUUCUUUGCGGGCAACGACGACCAGACCGGGCCCCUCUUUCAGGUCUACGCCUUCUGCGGCUUCGUAGAGAUGCUUACGACCUUCGCAAAGUCCUGCAAUGUGUCCAACAAGCCCGGUCUGACUUUGGAGAAUGCAGGCGAUUAUGCGCUGGGUACCCAAUUCCUGCCAUCGGAUCCCGUCAAGGUCAAGGAGAUGAAACUCAAAGAACUGAAGAACGGACGCCUGGCGAUGCUGGCAUUCGGCGGUGCUAUCACCCAG
This is a messenger RNA of Symbiodinium pilosum, 402 nucleotides long. NCBI's taxonomy places the organism in Eukaryota, Dinophyceae, Suessiales, Symbiodiniaceae. The record is from the annotation of a GenBank genome assembly.